Messenger RNA from Ilex paraguariensis (yerba mate), 1945 nucleotides. NCBI's taxonomy places the organism in Eukaryota, Viridiplantae, Streptophyta, Magnoliopsida, Aquifoliales, Aquifoliaceae. The record is from the annotation of a GenBank genome assembly.
GAAAACUAGCGAAAGAGUGGGAGAGAGGACAACACAGAGGAAAAAUAGCGAGCGAGAGAGAGAGCGAAAUGCUGGGAUACGGUGGUUGUGAAUUGAUAGUUGGAUCGAAAAUUUAGGAGGCGAAGAAGAAUAGUAGUGGGUGGUGGGUGUGUAUAUGGGGAAUGGUACAUUGGUGGAUGGGGUUUUUCGGUGGUUUCAUCGUCUCUCUGGGUCAGACGAUACUGUUGGUAAUGAAAAUAAGCAUGCGGGUGUGACCGAUUUUGAAGCUAAAUCGUCAGCUACAACUUCACAGCAACCAGAAAAAAAGGAGCUUACCAUUAUCGAAGACUUUGAUUUUUCUGGAUUGAAGAUCGUCAAAGUCCCUAAACGCAUUCACUUUUCAGUUAACUCCUCCAUGGAUCCUCACAAAAAGAACUCCUUGGACACAGAAUUCUUCACAGAGUAUGGAGAGGCAAGCAGAUACCAAAUUCAAGAAGUUGUUGGCAAAGGUAGUUAUGGGGUUGUUGGUUCUGCUAUUGAUACCAACACCGGGGAAAGGGUUGCAAUCAAGAAAAUCAAUGAUGUCUUUGAGCAUGUCUCUGAUGCAACUAGAAUUUUAAGAGAAAUAAAGCUCCUUCGGCUGCUCCGACAUCCUGAUGUUGUAGAAAUAAAACAUAUUAUGCUUCCUCCAUCUCGAAGAGAAUUCAAAGAUAUUUAUGUUGUUUUUGAAUUGAUGGAGUCUGACCUUCACCAAGUAAUAAAAGCAAAUGAUGAUCUUACACCUGACCAUCAUCAGUUUUUUUUGUACCAGCUUCUUCGUAGCCUAAAAUAUAUACACUCAGCUAAUGUGUUUCAUCGAGAUUUAAAGCCAAAAAAUAUCCUUGCUAAUGCUGAUUGUAAGUUGAAGAUUUGUGAUUUUGGGCUUGCUCGUGUAUCAUUUAAUGAUGCCCCCUCAGCUAUUUUCUGGACCGUACGUGACUAUGUUGCAACUCGAUGGUAUCGUGCCCCUGAACUCUGUGGCUCCUUUUUCUCGAAAUAUACUCCGGCAAUUGAUAUUUGGAGUAUUGGAUGCAUAUUUGCUGAGAUGCUUACUGGAAAACCAUUAUUUCCUGGGAAGAAUGUGGUACACCAAUUAGAUAUAAUGACUGAUUUUCUUGGCACUCCUUCGCCUGAAUCUAUUGCCAGGAUUCGGAAUGAAAAGGCUAGAAGAUAUCUCAGCAGCAUGCGUAAAAAGCAGCCAGUUCCAUUUUUACAGAAAUUCCCCCAUGCAGAUCCUUUGGCUUUUCGCCUACUGGAGCGCCUGCUUGCAUUUGAUCCUAAAGAUCGGCCAUCUGCUGAAGAGGCAUUGACUGAUCCUUACUUCCAUGGUUUAUCAAAUGUGGACCAUGAACCAUCUACUCAACCCAUAUCAAAGCUUGAGUUUGAGUUCGAAAGGAGGAAAUUGACAAAAGAUGAUGUCAGAGAGUUGAUAUAUCGGGAGAUUUUAGAGUAUCACCCGCAGAUGCUUGAGGAGUAUAUCCGAGGUGGAGACCAAACUAGCUUCAUGUACCCAAGUGGUGUUGAUCGGUUCAAGCGGCAAUUUGCCCAUCUUGAGGAGCAUUAUGGUAAAGGUGAAAGAAGUACUCCACUACUAAAGCAUCAUGCUUCGUUGCCUAGAGAGCGAGUUCCCGCACCCAAGGAUGAAACUACCGCCCAAAAUAAUGAUUUGGAAAAGCAAACUGCAGUUUCAGUUGCUACUGGUCUUCAGAUUCCCAGACAGACUGAUGGAUCAGAAAAUGCAAAUUUAAAUGCACAAAAUGGACCAAGUAAGCCAAACUACAGUGCUCGUAGUUUGUUAAAGAGCGCUAGUAUUAGUGCUUCCAAAUGCAUAGGCAUGCAAGGAAGAGAUUCAGAGGAAGAACCGAUUGCAGAGCAACCAGGUGAGGUUGAUGGUUUGACCCAAGAAGUUGCAGGUCUUAAAGCUUGA